This is a messenger RNA of Asparagus officinalis (garden asparagus), 914 nucleotides long. Its product is annotated as nuclear transcription factor Y subunit C-2-like. NCBI's taxonomy places the organism in Eukaryota, Viridiplantae, Streptophyta, Magnoliopsida, Asparagales, Asparagaceae. The record is from RefSeq and is a predicted model, not a curated record. Bases 61 to 624 code for a protein of 187 amino acids. Gene Ontology annotation, cellular component: nucleus. Gene Ontology annotation, biological process: regulation of DNA-templated transcription. The transcript has 6 exons. Gene Ontology annotation, molecular function: protein heterodimerization activity.
CAAGCAUUCCUUUUUAAGAGUAAGCAGCUUGAGUCCUUCAAGUCUUGAAGGACUCAAUUAAUGGAUCCUGCAGCCCCCUUCAUGUACAAUUUCAUGCAAGUUCCUACUACUCCACCUCCCUGGGCAAAUCAAAUGCAUAAUAGAGUUGAGCAACUACCCCAAUCUAAAACUCAAGAACAAUUGAGGAAAAUUCUCGAGGAUCAUCUCACAGCCUUUUGGUGGUGUGAGAGGUUUGAAGUGGAUCAUUGCCAUCUUCUAGAGUUGAAGCAACAUUCUCUACCACUGGCGAGGAUUAAAAGGAUCAUGAAGUUGGAUGAAGAAGUGAAGAUGGUUAGCUGUGACACUCCAGCAUUGUUUGCCAAAGCAUGCGAGCUUUUCAUUUUGGAGCUUACUGUACGAUCUUUUCUUGAAGCUCAGCACCAAAUGAGGCUGACGAUAAGGAGGUGCGACAUUGCUGGCGCCGUCCAUGGUGCGAAGGUGCUUAGUUUCUUGAAGAAUAUUGUUCCAGCCGAAGCCAUGGCCACGUGGAAGAUGUUCUUCCCUGAAGAGUUGGGCAUGGCUGAAGAACCAGAUGUUGACGACUACAUCAUAAGCGAGCCUCCUCCUCCACCCCCUCUGCAGUGAGGAGAGCUUCAGAAGCAGGGUAUGACUGCACAUUGUGAUGGAAAUGGGAAGAGAAAGUCAUGCCUAGACCUUUCUAAUAAGUUUUCACAAGUCAUAUGUUUGUGUUUUCAUGUAUCGAACAAAGUCUCUUUAUAUGCUUUAGUUAAGUUAUGCUUGUGCUUUAUGUAGUAUUAUGUGCAUUCUAGUUUUGGUUUUCAGAAGUCAUGCUUGUGUUUCAAUAUGUAUCUUGAGGUGUCAGAAGAAUGUUUAAGGUUUGGUAUGAAAUAUAUACGAGAUAAUCAGUUUGCUUC